UCAAACAAGUGCAAGACUCGGAAAGGACUGUGUGAGAUAAUUCACAGAAGAAUUUGCUCUUCCCCCCCUCCUUGGCUUGGUCUGAAGCUGGAAACAAACUGGAAUAUAUUUCAGUAAGCGUGGGGAGUAGUACGUCAGUGAGAGAAGAUAGAGCUUUUUUCAGAGGAUUGAAGAGCAGAGGCAGAGCAAGGCAGAGGUGUGCUGGAUGGCAGCCACAGCCAGGCCUGAUGGCAGGAGGUGCCCAUAACACACAGAAUUCUAAUCACAUCCUCUAGGAGCCACAGAGGUGAUACAGUUCACGUGGAUACACUGAAAAGGUUGUGUGCCCAUGAGGUCGUCCAUGCUGGUCCUGUUCCUCUUCUUCAGUGCCCAGGCUGUGGCUGCAACCAGAGGGGACUCGUGCACUGCCACAGCGGCACAGCAGAAUGCUCCAGGUGACAACCCCAACUCUGUCCCCAUUGUGGAUCCCAAACUCUUCACCAAGCGCCACUACCUCUCACCCAGAGUGCUUUUCAGUUCUCAGCCCCCUGAUGCAGAGCCAACAGGGUCACAGGGUGCUAGCAGAAGGACCCGCAGGCAAGCAGGGGAGCCUCAGCACCGCGGGGUGUACUCAGUGUGUAAUAGUGUUAGUGUCUGGGUGGGGAACAAGACCAAAGCCACAGACAUCUCAGGCAAUGAGGUGACAGUGCUCCCAGAUGUGAAAAUCAACAAUGUCAACAAGAAGCAGUACUUCUUUGAGACGACAUGUCACAGCCCUGGAUCAGGCAGCUCAGGCUGUUUAGGAAUUGAUGCGAGACACUGGAACUCUUACUGUACUAAUUCACACACUUUUGUGCGAGCGCUGACUUCAUUCAAGAACCUGGUGGCGUGGAGGCUCAUACGCAUUAACGUGGCCUGUGUGUGUGUGCUCAGCCGCAAGUCAUGGCGGCAGUGAAGACUGUAUGACACGCACGCACAGGCUCACAAACUCGAAUCCAGUACAUACACAGAUAUGCUAACAGGCAGGUAUAAGUGACUUUCUCUACGUAAUUUAUCACCAAAGACUUCUCAACCUCUGCACAAAGUAAAUUAUUAGUAUAUGUCAAAGUAUCAAGACUGCAUGUAUACACAACAGACCUGGGUCAAAGAGUAUCUGCAGCUAGUUAUUCUUUUGUUUUGGUUUGUUUUUUUUUAACCUGUCUGAAGUACCAUGCUACAGGGGGUGCAGCUGUGUCAGUAUCUAUUUUUAGCUGUGGUUUAUAUCAGACUCAGUUUGUGGAGAUUUAAUACACCGCUAUGUGCUGAGUUAGACAAGUGCUCAUGCUCUUAGUUUAUCAUAACUUUUAAGCAUUACACUGAA
Messenger RNA from Archocentrus centrarchus (flier cichlid), 1339 nucleotides. RefSeq names its product nerve growth factor b (beta polypeptide) (gene ngfb). Gene Ontology annotation, cellular component: synaptic vesicle; axon; dendrite. The record is from RefSeq and is a predicted model, not a curated record. The coding region runs from base 329 to 934 and encodes 201 amino acids. The transcript has 3 exons. Gene Ontology annotation, molecular function: nerve growth factor receptor binding; growth factor activity. Gene Ontology annotation, biological process: cell surface receptor protein tyrosine kinase signaling pathway; modulation of chemical synaptic transmission; positive regulation of peptidyl-serine phosphorylation. Lineage: Eukaryota; Metazoa; Chordata; Actinopteri; Cichliformes; Cichlidae.